AUGCAGCAUUAGAACCACAGUAUACAAAAGCAGCCUGUGUUUGCGCAAAGCUCUCAGCUUUCACCUCAGCAAACUGCCACAACCAGGAAAGCUGCUACAAAUGUAGCAAUGACCACCCUGACCUGCAGUUAUAUAUGAAACAAUGCACUUCCACCCAGGUGGAAAUUGGCUGCUGGAUGAUCUAUGAACAUUCCAGCUACAUAAGCCACAAGCACUUCCCAAGGAAGAGAAAAUAUCCUGACCACCAGCACUAG
Messenger RNA from Apaloderma vittatum (bar-tailed trogon), 254 nucleotides. Its product is annotated as gamma-crystallin A-like. Lineage: Eukaryota; Metazoa; Chordata; Aves; Trogoniformes; Trogonidae. The transcript is spliced from 3 exons. The annotation marks the transcript as partial. The record is from RefSeq and is a predicted model, not a curated record.